Messenger RNA from Nyctereutes procyonoides (raccoon dog), 4700 nucleotides. It is a transcript of the gene LYNX1, whose product is annotated as Ly6/neurotoxin 1. The record is from RefSeq and is a predicted model, not a curated record. The transcript is spliced from 4 exons. Bases 344 to 694 code for a protein of 116 amino acids. NCBI's taxonomy places the organism in Eukaryota, Metazoa, Chordata, Mammalia, Carnivora, Canidae.
GCGGGGCCUCCGUAGCGGCUCCCGCAGGGCUGCCGGCUCCUGGCCGCGGAGGCCGCAGAGGGUUAUUGCGGCGUGGUCUCCGCGUGGUCUCCGCGGGGCCCCCGGACGAUCGCGCCGUCAGACCCAGGGGUCGGCGAGCGGCCGCGGUGAGUCCCGGGAGCAGCGGAGUUCAGCGUGCUGAAGGUCACAGUUAAGGGCUGCAGUGCCUCCAGUACAGCAGGAGCUCUGGGAGGGCAGGGGGUUGUCAGACACCCCCGCCCCCGCCCCUGGGCCCUGCCCCAGCCCGAGUUGAAUCCAGGACCAGCUGCUCUUCACCUCACCACACCCACUCUCAGCUCCAGCCAUGGGGCCCCUGCUAACCCUGUUCCUGGUGGCCCUGGUGGGCCUCCCGCUGGCCCAGGCUCUGGACUGCCACGUGUGCGCCUACAACGGAGAGAACUGCUUCAACCCCGUCCACUGCCCGGCCAUGGUCACCUACUGCAUGACCACGCGCACUUACUACACCCCGACCAGGAUGAAGGUGAGCAAGUCCUGCGUGCCCAGCUGCUUCGAGACGGUGUACGAUGGUUACUCCAAGCACGCCUCUACCACCUCCUGCUGCCAGUACGACCUCUGUAACGGUGCUGGCCUCGCCGUCCCCGGAACCCUGGCCCUGGCCCCCAUACUCCUGGCUACCCUCUGGGGUCUGCUCUGAAGCCCUGCCCCCACCAGGACCCACGCAAGGACAAGUUCUGAGAAGCCCAGCCCUACCCUUUCAUCCUUUCACCCUUUCAUCCUGCCCCCACCUUCUGUGCUCCCAGAGAUCCCCCCCCAACGGUUGCUCCAGCCACCAUCCAGAACUGCCUGCGGGAGGGACUCGAGUGUCCACCACCAUCCUGGGCCUCGCUCCCAGACCACCACCUUCCAUUUUCCUUUUUUUUUUCUUUCUUUUUUUUAAUUUAUUUAUGACAGUCACAGAGAGAGAGAGAGAGAGAGAGAGAGAGAGAGGCAGAGACAUAGGCAGAGGGAGAAGCAGGCUCCAUGCACUGGGAGCCCGACGUGGGAUUCGAUCCAGGGUCUCCAGGAUCGCGCCCUGGGCCAAAGGCAGGCGCCAAACCGCUGCGCCACCCAGGGAUCCCCACCUUCCAUUUUCCAAAGGUUGACGUGGGACCUUCCAAAAAUGUCUGGUCUUGGUGGGAGAGCUCACCCCUCCUCUACAUGAGGAUGAGGGCAUCUGGAGAAGUGUGCCGCUUAGUUGGGGUCCUCAGUUGGCUGAGGGACACUGAUGGGAAGGGAGACUUGGCCCACCCUCCUGGCAGCUCUGGGAGCAAGGCCCUGCCCCAGUCUGCUUAGUAAGUGUGUGGAGGCGCAGGGGAAAGCAGGAACCCAGGGUGGGUGGGGGGCAGUCUUGGGAAGAAGGGCUUUCUGGGGCCCCAGGAGGUCUGUCCCUGUGCAUCUGACAGGCCAGGAGCUGCCCAGGGUAGGCGUGGCAUAGAGGGCCACGCGAGGAAGGCCUUCGUCCUUGUCAGCCAUCCUGGUGGGAGUGCCAGAAAGGCCUGGGUGGGGGGUGGGGGUGGCUCAUCCUAAAGAGCCCCUGAGGCCCCCAGCCCCAGGAGCCUGGCAAGAGGCUCUUCCUUUCUUGCUCCGCCCAAUCCCUGACCUUCCCCCCCUCCACACCCGCCUGAGGCUGGCAGGCACUUGGGGGCAGGGCAGGCAGGCCAGAUGGCUAUAUUUGGUGGAUCAUGAGAGCUGACCCCAGGGCUAUUUUUGGCAGGGAGGGAAGGGAGCUGGGUGGGACCAGAACAGCCUGAUCUUCAGCCCUGGCCUGGCCCUUACUGGAGGGGGGUGAGCCGCAGCAGGUGGCUGAGAGUGUGAGCACCCGAGUCAGCGGGGGAGGGCGGAGGGCUGAGGAUGGAGGGCGGAGGUCGGGGUGGGGGGUGCGGGGAGGAUCCUGGGAGGAAGGAGAGGAGUCGGAGAGACGCUGGGAGAGGCCGGCUCUGGGAUGCAAUGCAGAUGACCAGGCUCCCUGUGGACAGGCACCCCAGGAUUUCCUCUGCAACCCCCAUCCCAACAACCACUGCCCACAGCCGCUUCCGGCUGGCCUCCCUCCGCUCUGGCCUGCUUGCCCGGCUCAGUGAGUUCUGGCUGAACUGGCCUCGGCCCCAAAGCCUGAGGGUCUCCAUGGGACCCUCUACCCUCCAACUGUGCCUGAGGAGAGAGACAGGAGAGAGAGAGGCCCACUGGGGCUGGAGAGCUUCCUCUCUGAUCCGAGGAGUGGUCUGCGAGUGCCCCCAACCUAGUGGGGUAUUGGGACCUUCAAGGGCCCAAGAAUUGGCAUUAUUUAAAGGGUACAAGCCUAGGUGAACCCCCCCCUGGCCUGGUUUCAAAGUCAAGAGUCUGCCCAGUAGAGACCAUCCUGGAUCAGGGUGGCCCAGGAAACACCGGUCCUCCUCCCGCUGAGGCCAGACUGCAUGGCACAUGGUGCCCCAGGUCACACAGGGCCUGCCUAAGGCCUUAGCUGCCCAGUGUCCCCAGCCCCAGGGUUCGUGGAGGGGCCCAGGAGCCCCUUCAGGCUGUCUGGACCUAAGUGGGCAGGACUGUGGCAAAUGCCUCUGUGGUGGCAUCGUCCCUGGAACGCAGAGGCCCUUGGCCCCCGAGCGUGGCCUCAUCAAGGGAGCCUGUGCUGGAGAUCCCGCCUUGAGAGCUUCACCCAGUGCUUCCAGAACCCAAGGGAUUAGGAUAUCGUGGGAGAGCCUGGGGGAGCCUCAGCAGGUGACCUUGGGCAGACCUGGUUGGAACUCCCAGAAGGCCUCUCAUCCUGGGCGGGAAAGGAGCUGCACCCCACAGAGUGUCCUGUCAAGGGCUCAGUCCCCACAGGACACCUGGGUGCCUCCUCCUGAGGCCCGAUCCGGUGUGAGCCCUUCCCUGGGGAAGGCGGGCAGCAAGCCAGACUCCAACCCUGAGCUCCCACAGGUCCUGCGGGACACCCCCCAGGAAGGGUCGGUCUCAGGAAGACCAAGCUCCCCACAGAGCUGCCUGGAGGGCCAGCGCAGGCCUCUACCUGCGGAUGCCGGCUGGAAGAAAGGGUGGACGGAGGCCUCCAGCCCUAGCCGCCCUUGACCUGACUCAGUGGGAGAGGCUUGGAAUCGGUUGUUAAAGUGCUUGUGUAAGACCUUUGUCCUGGGUCAGCAGGCAUCCUAGGCCACGGCUGGGAGGUGCACAGGAUCGGUCCUCCCUCCUCUCAGUGGCUGAUGACGUUAGAGCCCUGCCUGGGCACCCGUGGGCUCUGGGGUCACUGAGAGCAGGGAUCCAGGGAGCUGGGCUUGCUGCCGUGUGGGGGUGCUUCUUACACCUGCCUUCUGUGCCCCUCUGUCCACCGUGACCUGGUCCAAGCCCAACACCCACUGCAUUGCACCAGGCCUGCAGGACCAGGCUGGGCUCUGGCUGGCUGGGCUGUCCUUGGAACCCAGCCCAGAGCCCUCAGGAGGUCCUCGACCAAUGCGGGGGCCCCGGCCCCUCGUGGGACACAUGUGACGCUGACCUGGAAGGGCAGUGCCGGUGGGGACAGGCACAGCGACCAUGGGAACUGACUGUCCGGCUGCCCUGUGCUGGUGGCUGUAAGCACUCCACGACCACCCUGUGAGGUAGAAGGCAUUACAGGUGAAGAGGCUGAGGCACGGGGCGCUGACCUGGCUGCCCGCCACCCCCCACCCCACCCCCGCUGUGCGGUCUUCUCCCAUGUGCUGGGAGGCUGCGUCCCAGAGCCUGGGACAGGGAAGGGAGCUGGUUAUAAACUUAGAACUAUUUUGGCCUGUGAGAUAAUGAUAAGAGCUGAGGGUCAGGAAAGCUCUAGAAGGAGAAAAGUAGAAGCAGAGGUUUGAGACACCGUGAGGCCCAGAGGCAGGCGUCCAGCCCCGGGUCUGGGUCCCACAAGCUGGGGUUGCAGAGAGGGGGCACAGGGGCACUAGCCCCGCGUCUCCAGCUGCCAGCGAGACAGCGGGCAUUUCCACUGAGGGGGUCCCCCCAACAGAAAUGAGUGUCCCCUCCAUGUGGAUCGAUGCUCGGGCUCUUUGAAGCCCUCUGUGGUGUCCAUCUCGAGUCUGGAAGCUGCCUGGGUGUCUCUGCUGUGCUGCCUCCUGUGGGCACCCUGGGAGCACAGCUGGGGAGCGGGGGCAGCAGGCGCCCACCCUGUGUACCCAGGGUGGGCGUCUGCAGCCAAAGGCACGCUCCAGACCUGUGUGCGGCCUGGCCCCGCUGCAUACAGAAGGCCUCAGGAAGGUGCGCUGGUGGUGGGCGGGCGGGGAGGGGGGUCGACCAACCGCCCCAUCUCCCUCCGCAGCGGCUGACUUGUUUGAUAAACAUGUAACUCAUUCAUGCUUCUAGACCUCUUGAGUUCUGUUGGGUCCUACAGCUCUGGGCUGGCUCAUUCAUAAAAUGGGCAUGAUGCCCACCAAGCCGAGGCCUCGGGGGGAUGGACAAGGCUGGGGGUGUAAGUGCCCGGCCCAGGGCCUAGCACACAGGAGGCCUCAGAUCCAUGGGUGGUCCCUCUUCCCUUCCUGCCACUGGCGAGCUCUGGGCACUUCCAGGGCCAUGCCCCUGCCAGCUGCUAAUGCCAACCCCUGACCCUGACCCGCAUGAGACUCCGCCUUUGGGCCCGGGCCUCCUCCACUGCUCACACUAUGCAUUUCAGUAUCUCCAGUGUGAAUAAACAGAUGAGGACA